AUGGCGGCGGACCACGGGGAGGGCGUCGGCCGGUGCAUACUGGUGGGGCUGCACAUGGACGCCGUCGGCAGGGACCUGCUCCGGUGGGCGCUCCACCAGCAGGCCAGGCGGGGCGACAGCAUCGUCGCCGUGCACAUUUACCGAAAGUCCGACAAGACGAACACGCUGAAGCUGAUCAGGACGCUGGACAACUACCUGGCGGAGUACGAGGCCCUCUGCAACCAGAAACAGGUCGUUCUCGUCGGCCGGGUGACGCCGGGGAGCUCGAUCCAGAAGGAGCUGGUGAAGGAGGCCAAGCUCUGCGCCGCCAUGGUCGUGGUGCUUGGCGCCAAUAAGAAGUACUCCUUCGGAGGGUCGUCCUGCCUGGCCAAGUACUGCGCCAAGAAGCUGCCGCCGACAACCACCGUCGUCGCCAUCCAGGACGGCAAGGCCGUCUUCGUCCGGGAGGCGCCCAAGCCCCCACUUGGAGCAGAGCCCAAGCCGGUGCUCCGCACGGUGCUGCACCCGAGCGUGGGGCUGGAGCCCAAGGUGAUCAUCCCGAACCCGAACCGUAGCGCGCGGUCCAUGGACUUCGACACCCGGAGCUGCAGCCACGGCGCCGCGGCCGCGCCGGCAGCCAAGUCCUUCGACGACGCCACCAAAGGCGACGGCAGCGUGACGCUCGAGCAGAGGCUCGGGUGGCCGCUGCUCCGCCGCGCGCACGCCGCCGCCGCCGCAGCUGCCCCUGUACAAACGCCCAGUGCCAAGAAUCAGGAGCCGCGGAAGCAGUCGGUGGUGCACUGGGUGAUGAGCCUGCCCCGGCGAUCCGCGCCGUCGGAGUCCGCCGAGCCGCAUGCCGGGGCGAGGCUCGAGUCGGAGCUCAAGGCAAUGCUUGGUGGCAGUGGCGCCCGGUUUCAGGCAGCUCACACGAUUCGUCGUCGUCACCAACCCCCGUUCUUGGCUUGUCGCAGCGAGAACCUGAUUGGGAACGGAGGGAACAGCAGGGUGUACAGGGGCAGCCUCGCCUUCGGGCAGCAGGUGGCGAUCAAGCUGUCCAAGGCGUCGGCGCAGGCGUCCAAGGACUUCCUCCGGGAGGUGGACAUCAUCACCAAGCUGCAGCACCACCGGAUCGUCCCCUUAAUCGGCGUCUGCGUGGAAGGCCGCAACCUCAUCUCCGUCUACAGCUACCUCCCCAGGGGCAGCCUCGAGGACAACCUACACGGGGAAAGGUCAAAGCCGGCGCUGUCAUGGGAGAACCGGUACAGGGCGGCGCUGGGGAUCGCGGAGGCCCUGAGCUACCUGCACUCCGGCAGCUCGCGGCCGGUGAUCCACCGGGACGUCAAGUCGUCCAACAUCCUCCUCGCGGAAGAGUUCGAGCCUCAGCUAUCCGAUUUCGGGCUGGCCAUCUGGGCGCCGACGAAUCCGACGUCCCUGACGCACAGCGACGUCGUCGGCACAUUCGGGUACCUGGCGCCGGAGUACUUCAUGUACGGGAAAGUGACCGACAGGGUGGACGUGUACGCGUUCGGCGUCGUCCUGCUGGAGCUCCUGUCCGGCCGGAAGCCCAUCAGCAGCGACGGGUCGUCACCCAAGGGCCAAGAGAGUCUCGUCAUGUGGGCAACUCCGGUGCUUAGCAGCGGCGACAUCUCUGACCUGCUGGACCCGAGGCUGGACGUAAAGCACGACGAGGUGGAGGUGAGGCGGAUGGUCUCUGCCGCGUCGCUCUGCCUCCGGAGGUCGGCUCGACUCAGGCCGCCGAUAUCGCAGAUAAUGAGCAUACUACGAGGAGAAACCACGGCGAGCAUCGCCGACCAGGGCGCAACGGAGCCGGACUGCCUGGACGACGAGGCUUACCCGGCGGCGAACGUGAGGUCGCACCUGGACCUCGCGCUUCUUGACGUGGAAGACUCCGAGUCCAUCUCUAGCACGGAGCACAGCAGCGGCCUCAGCCCGUUGGAGGAGUACCUGCGAGAACGUUGGAGCCGAUCGUCCAGCUUCGACUGA
Molecule: messenger RNA, 1983 nt
Organism: Miscanthus lutarioriparius
Lineage: Eukaryota; Viridiplantae; Streptophyta; Magnoliopsida; Poales; Poaceae
Source: the annotation of a GenBank genome assembly